Molecule: messenger RNA, 1227 nt
Organism: Phycodurus eques (leafy seadragon)
Lineage: Eukaryota; Metazoa; Chordata; Actinopteri; Syngnathiformes; Syngnathidae
Gene: tceanc2
Product: transcription elongation factor A (SII) N-terminal and central domain containing 2
Exons: 4
Coding region: 100-723 (207 amino acids)
Biological process (GO): DNA-templated transcription
Cellular component (GO): nucleus
Source: RefSeq, a predicted model, not a curated record
CUCUGCGUUGCGAGCUACUGCUAGCUUUAGCGGCAGAUGUUUUGCUUCUGUUUUAUCGGCAACGGUUCUCAAAAUAACAUUUCUUAAAGCACUCUCGAGAUGGACAAGUUUGUCGUGCGGCUCCCAAAGAAAAAGACGCCUCAGACCUCGAGGAGCACCGAGAAGGUUUACAAGCAAACCACCAUAGAAUCCUUACGGAGAGUGGUCGUCAUUGAAGACAUUUUGCGCUGUAAAUCCACACUGGAGCUGCCAGGACAGAACAGUGACAACUUGCUGAGUGCCUUGGCCGAGCUGAGCAAAAAGAUGCCCUCCAAGGAGGUGCUGAAGUCCACUAAAAUAGGUCACACCGUCAACAAACUGCGGAGGCACCCGCAGCCCGAGGUGAGCUCGGCGGCCGCCAGGGUGUACACGGCUUGGAGGACGUUCGUGGAGGAGAAUUCCAACAAGCCGUCCAUCGAAGUGCGCUCGGACAAGCAAUCGGAAGGGCUCAGGAGCAACGCCAGAAGACUCCUGGCCGAGGCACUUGAGCUCAAGGAGGACUGCGGCCUCGUGGACAACACGGAGAGGGAGGUGUUCCACCAGAACGGCCGGGGAGUCAGCGGCUCGUACCGGAGGACGGUGCGAGCGCUGGUGUUUGCCUUCAGACGGCAGCCCGAGCUCGGAGCUCAGCUGAAGCGGGACGCCGCCUCGGUCGCCCAGCUGGUGUCCAAGUAUAAGAGAUGAAUCUCUGAUCGUUAACACUUGCUUUUUAUGCACCUAAUGUCUUUAUUGUCCAUCCAUCCAUCCAUUUUCUGAGCCGCUUAUACUCACAAGGGUCGUGGGAGUGCUGGAGCCUAUCCCAGCUAUCAACAGGCAGGAGGCGGGGUACACCCUGAACUGGUUGCCAGCCAAUCGCAGGGCACAUAUAAACAAACAACCAUUCGCACUCACAUUCACACCUACGGGCAAUUUAGAGUCUUCAAUUAACCUACCAUGCAUGUUUUUGGGAGGAAACCGGAGUACCCGGAGAAAAGGCACAGGGAAAAAACUUCACACAGGGGGGGCCGGGGAUUGAACCCUGGUCCACAGAACUGUGAGGCAGACGCUCUAACCAGUCGGCAUUGUCUUUAUUGUAUUGAAUGUAAAUAGGCAGUUUAUUAUUACUGGUGAUGUAUUUUUUUCAUUAUUAUUGAUUGGUGUUUUGUUUUUAUACUGUAUUGAAAAUGUGAAUUAAAACUUUGAAAUUGU